This is a messenger RNA of Aspergillus puulaauensis, 1245 nucleotides long. RefSeq names its product iron-containing alcohol dehydrogenase. The transcript has 3 exons. The record is from RefSeq and is a predicted model, not a curated record. Bases 1 to 1245 code for a protein of 414 amino acids. NCBI's taxonomy places the organism in Eukaryota, Fungi, Ascomycota, Eurotiomycetes, Eurotiales, Aspergillaceae. Gene Ontology annotation, molecular function: metal ion binding; alcohol dehydrogenase (NAD+) activity. Gene Ontology annotation, cellular component: mitochondrion.
AUGGAGACUUUUCGCCCUGCCUUCUUCGACCGUCCUCGCCCUCUUCUUUCCUACGGCACCCCCUUUCCUGAAGCCGUUGCUCGCCAUGCUGUCAAUACUUUCCACGCCCAGCGCGUCUAUGUCAUCUGCUCGGGGUCGUUGGCCAAGAAUACCGAUUCACUCGAUCAACUCGCCCAGGCCUUCGACAAACUCAAGAUUUCGAUUGUCGGCCGGCGGAUUGGCAUGAAGAGCCAUACUCUAUGGUCAGAAGUCCUCGAGAUCACAGCCGAUGCCCGAGAAUGUUCGGCCGACCUUAUACUUACCCUCGGCGGCGGGACGCUGACGGACGGAGCGAAAGUGGUUUCGUUUGCUCUCGCAAAUAACGCCAAAACAUUCGAAGAUCUGGACACCCUUUGCAUGGGCCCAAACCAGGAGCGUCCUACAAACGACCCUCGCCCCUCGUCUGUCCCCAUCAUCUCCGUUCCCACGACUCUUUCAGCCGGAGAGUACUCAAACUUCGCCGGCGCCACUAAUGACAAUACCCGCCGCAAACAUUCUUUCCAGGCACCUCUGCGCGGGCCGCAGCUGAUCGUUCUCGACCCGCAGCUCGUCGCAUCCACAACUCCACAAAAUACCUGGUUAAGCACCGGCGUACGCGCUGUGGACCACUGCGUCGAGACGUACUGCGCCGUUGUAGGUACAACUGAAGAUUCCGAUUCAUUGGCACUGAAGGCACUCAUGAACUUGGUUCCGGGCCUUGUGAGGUCCCGCCAUGACCCGAAAGGAGAAGACCUCGACGCGCGACUGACUUGUCAGCUCGGGUCUGUUGAUGCCAUGGCAGCAUGCACAAGUGGGAGAGUGCAACUCGGUGCUAGCCACGGCAUUGGGCAUCAGCUCGGCCCUCUCGGCGUCGGCCAUGGCGAGACAAGCUGCAUUCUCCUCCCAGCCGUAUGCAAGUACAACGCAAAAUACAACGCCAACAAUGACCGCCAAUCACGGCUACGUGACUUCCUCCUGAAGCAGCCGAUAUUCGAGAAAGUGUCUGAAUCUCGGGGGUUGAACAAGGAAACCGCCGACCUGGGUGAUGUGUUGGAUGCGCUUUUCCGCGAGCUCGGCAUGCCACGAUCGCUUGGUGAGGUCGGUGUCGGACGCGACCAGCUCGAUGGGCUUGCGGCGAACUCGUUGCAUGACCGCUGGUGUCGGACGAAUCCGGUUCCGUUGAAUGAGAAGGCACAGGUGUUGGAGAUCCUGGAGCAGGUGGUUUGA